AUGUUCCAUACUUUCAGCAACACGGGAUGGUUGACCUAUGGAGCGGUACUUAAUCGGCUGCAUGAUAAGUACGGUAAGGCGGCCAUAGACGUGGCGAUUAAGGGAUGCGUCGUGGAUUCCGCGCCGAUCCUGGAGCAGGACCCGCAGGUGUGGGCGCGCGGGUUCGCCGCUGCGAUCUUGCAGAAGCGCAGCUCCGCCACCCGCGCGGGGCGCACGGACGUUUCCGCCACUGCGGAAGCUUCCGCUGCUGCUGACUCAGCAGUUUUGGCCGCCGAGUCACCCUCCGCGGGCGGCGCUGCGAAGGGGAGCACUGAAGGGGUUGAGAAGGAGGCGAAUGGGAAGGUAUGGGGAGUGACGGAUAGAGGCGAGUGGGAGGCACAGCCGAGAGAUGAAACUCGCCCCGCCGCGAUCGACGGUCUGAAGCACCACCAUCGCAGUUCCCUAGGCUUCGCGUCUCUCACUGCUGAGAUGGAUGUUGUGGAGGAGGAGAGGGAGGAGAGGAGGCGGAGCGCGGGUGGUGUAGCGGGAGAGCGAGCGGGGGAGGGAAUGGGGGUUAAGAAGGUGGUGAAAGCGGAAGAGGAUGCGGUGGAGAAGACGUUGCUGAACGUUCUGCGAAGGUUCUUCACGUGGGUGCUGCAGCUCCCAGUUGUCAAGACCAAGCUCGAUACAGUCACAAGCACGCUCGCCUCAGAGCAGCCCGAGUGCCCGCAGCUGUAUCUCUACAGCACAGCAGACACUUCCUAUCGCGUAACACCCAUCACUGUAUCGGUCGUCCUCCCAACGCCCCGACCCAACAGCUGGGACGUUGGGACACUGUUGCAGCCACCGCUGAUCAAACACUUCUGCUUCCGGUCUCUCCCUUCCACUUCCUUCCUCCUUCCCCGUCCCUCCUCUUCCCCUCCUCUCCCCCUCUCACCUCCAAUUCCCUCCUAUCACCUCCUCUCUCCUCUCACCAGGACGGAGACCUGUUGCUGCGUGGCUGCAGCUGCCAUUUAA
Closterium sp. Naga37s-1 is the source of this 996-nucleotide messenger RNA. Lineage: Eukaryota; Viridiplantae; Streptophyta; Zygnematophyceae; Desmidiales; Closteriaceae. The record is from the annotation of a GenBank genome assembly.